Molecule: messenger RNA, 706 nt
Organism: Fragaria vesca subsp. vesca
Lineage: Eukaryota; Viridiplantae; Streptophyta; Magnoliopsida; Rosales; Rosaceae
Exons: 2
Coding region: 1-543 (180 amino acids)
Molecular function (GO): metal ion binding
Source: RefSeq, a predicted model, not a curated record
AUGACGAUAAUGGUUCUGAAGGUGGACCUUCAGUGUGAAAAAUGCUACAAGAAGGUUAAGAAAGUUCUCUGUAAAUUCCCUCAAAUACGAGACCAGACGUACGAGGAGAAGAACAACCAGGUGAUCAUCAAGGUGGUUUGCUGCAGUCCUGAGAAGAUCAGAGACAAGCUAUGCUGCAAAGGAGGUGGCGCCAUCAAGAGCAUCGAUAUCAAAGAGCCCAAGCCCAAGGUAGAGAAGCCACCAGUGGCAGAAAACCAGAAGCCUGAAGAGAAGCCGAAGCCUUCUGCGCCUCCGUUUCCUGCUUACCCUCCUGUGACGGUGAGUGCGUGUUGUAUUGUUUGUUACGGAGGGCAUCCGGGUGGUCCCUGCCAAACUGGGUACGGUUACGGUGGGGCAGCACCAUACAUAGAGUACGAUGGCUACUAUGGAAGGCCGGUGUAUGAUAGUUACGGCGGUGGGAGGAGCUACGCCACUAGUAGUUGCUGCGUGACACGCCCCGAUUGUUUCAGUGAAGAAAAUCCCCAAGUGUGCGCCAUCAUGUAAAAUCGAUCAUGUCUCUAUACCUGCCUUGACUUGCUACUGUACUUUAUGGGAAAACUGCUUCCAGCUCGAUCGAUCGGUGUUUCUAUUUUACCAGUGUACGUUAAAGUUGGUGUUGUUUUUUAUACGUAGAACAAAAGUAAAUAAUAAAGUAUGGUUGGUGAUC